This is a messenger RNA of Parascedosporium putredinis, 3099 nucleotides long. The record is from the annotation of a GenBank genome assembly. Lineage: Eukaryota; Fungi; Ascomycota; Sordariomycetes; Microascales; Microascaceae.
AUGGCCUCGAUCCGCGGAUCGCGUUUGCCAGUCGGCUCGGCAUCAUGGAUCUCGGAGGAGAGAUCCGCAGCACUCCAGAUCGCCGAAGACGAAGCUGAAGAAUUCUCUUAUUCGGCUCGGAACGAGCUAGAAUGGUUAAACGAGCAUAUGACUGGUAUCUUUGACGAGAACGAGAUAAAUGUCGCCGAGAUGUUCAAGACCCCCGGAAAGCUAAGAGGAAAGACGCCUCGAGCGGUCAGGAAACAAGAGACGACAGAGGCGAGAGUGCCUCUAUCUGACAUCUUCGCCGGCACGCCCCGUGGUGUAGAUGAGUCGAACGACGACGAAGGCUCCCAUACGGAUAACUCGAGCCCGGUCAGACCGGCGAUCCGCAAGAGCAGUCUAAAUUUUGCAACUCUCCCUGCCCGCGAGCCUUUGACGACAGGAAAGAGCUUGGGCGGAAGGAUGUCCCGCACAAGCCACCUCGAUCUUCAAAGGGCUAGCUACUAUGAUCGGCCGAUGGGCGGCAAGAGCCUUGGUGGAAACACAGUUGUGUACCCGUCUGAUGGAGACGAUGACGAGAUGGACGUCGAUGAAGACGAGAAGACGCGCCUUCAGGACCGAAUUGGGAUGCUUGGCCAAUCUCAGGCCAAGCCAAGCCGGCCUUCCAAGUCUAUCGCCAACCUUGCUCCUAUUAGCACAGUUGCGACGCCCGUGUCUCCCCAACGCCCGGAACAGAAGAUGUCAACAGUCGAGUCCGCCCCCGCCGUGCCUCCCAAGGAUGCCGCUCCGAUCACAGCCACAACCAAGGGUAGUUCCGAUGGCGGACACGCGGAUUUUGUGUUGCCCAAGCAGCGACAGGCCAACAGUCGGCCCAACUCGCCUUACAAAGCACCCAUCAUCCCUGACCGGACAACAAGCACUCUCCCUCACAUGAAGUCAGCAUCGCCGAUCUCUGUCUCAAACCCUACCUUGGCAACCGUAUCAGAGUCGAGCCGCCCACCAUCUCCCAUGAAGUCUCCUUCUCGGACGCUCCGCGACAGCCCGCUGAAGCAGGUCAAGAACAAGCUUUCCUCUAUCCUCAAGAGCUCUAAGGGUCUCUUGGCUAGCAGUGCGGCUAUAAGCGCCGAGGGUAAAUCCUCGAUCCUAUCGCCAUCGACAACGCGCCUGGGAUAUUUUACAGGGGCGUCAUCGGAGUCGAUUGCCCAGCCUAACUUGGGCGAAUCCAUGUACCCGGACCUAUCGAAAGCGUUGGCCGAUGCGCAAUCGGCCUCGAGCCUAACGAGCCCUACAAAGGCCAAUGGUCGGCGGACGAGGGCGUCGGCGGAGCGAGAACGGAAGGAGAAGAUGGUGGAGAAGGAGACGCGUCGACUGGCAGAUCAGAUGGGUAAGCUUGAGAAAGAGCGGGAAAAGGAACGGGAAAAGGCUCGCGUGUUUAGCAAGGAGCAGGAGAGGAUCGCCGCGAUGGAGAAGCAAAUGACUACGCAAAAGGAAGUUGAAAAGAAGCGCCCAGCAGAAAAGGAAAUUGCCAAGCCCACCCGAUCUAGCCCCCGAAGGGCGAAGCCUCAAGACCAAGACCCAGCGUCUCUGCCGAGGCCCGCCGGGCCAGGACCCGCUAUCCGAAACCGCGAACUCAAGCGACCGGCGCGCCCGGCCAAAGAUGCGGUGCCCAAGUCCAAGGCGGCGCCUAUGGUUAUCAAGGUGAAUAUGGGCCCGCACCACUCCCAAUAUCACCCAUCCAACAACGCGCUUUCGGCCAACCUGCACGAAUCGCUAGUGGCUGCUGUACCGCAGCCGCAACUUAGCAGCAAACCAAGCCAGAGCAAGCUCAAGUCGAAGAGUUCAGUGCAAAGCCUCAAGAGCUCUGUGUCGUCAAGCGGGAGGCCCAAGGCUCUAGAACUAGCGGCGAAACGCAAGGAGCAAGAGGAACGCGAGGCACAGCGCAAACGCGAGGCGCGGGCGGAGCUGGAGCGUAAGAGGGCGGCUCAACAGGAAGAGGAUCGGCGUAUCGAGGCAGAGAAGAAGAUGGCCAAGGAAAGGGAGGCAGAGGCGAAAAAGGCAGCGCAGAGGCAGGCAGCGAUCGAGAAGGCCAAGCAGACGCGGGCGCCGCCUCCAGCCGUCCGCGCCCAACCUAACGGGCCACCAGAGUACGUAGCGCCGCCGGAGCAGCAACAGCAACAACAACCGCAAGCUGUCUCGCGGCCUCCUUCGCGCCUAGGAUCGUCCGUCUUCCGAUCUCAGGAGGACCUUAACCGGCCCGUCAAUACGCUCCUCUCGAACGCGAACAAGAGCCAGAAGCGACCUCUGGGACAGGACAAUGACGGUGGCAAUGCACGAGCGGCACCAGCGCGUAGUGGACCCACGUACCAGGGACAGGAUGCCAAGCGGCGCAGGACAAGCCAAGAGUUCGAAGAGGACAAGGACGUGAAGACGGUCUCCAACAUCAAGGGGCCGCCUGUCCGUCCUUCGGCAGGGUACAAGAAGGUGGAGGCUCCAACAAAGCCCGUGUUUAACAACGGAUACUCAGCGGCACCUACGGGAGCGUCCCGAGACCUCUUCAAGACGACGGUGACGUCGCAGCAUAACAGCGCCAUGAAGGCGGCGCAUCCCCUGGACAUGGCACAGUUCUCCAAGGGAGCCAUCCCAUUCGCGCCCAACCCCGGCCAGGCCGGAACGGCUUACAAGACGCCGGCUAGACAAGGCCAGGUGGCCAACGUCAAGUCAACGGCCAAGUCGGGUCCGCGAACAUCACCUCGAUUUCCCAAUGGGGACUCGAUUGAGCUGCCCGAGAUCGACACGGACGACGAGGAUGAAGAUUCGGAUGCAGACCAGGGGAUGGUGGCAUCGUGGGCGGAUUCACCAGAUCUCCGACGGGCGCUUCUGAGGCAAGAGACGAUGGACCCAUCUCACAUCUUUGGGCCACCGGCUCCGCUUAACAUGGAAGAGGUGUUCAACAAGAGCAAAGAUAGGUGGCAUAAGUUUAGGGCGCGAACGUCGAGCGCCAACUGGAGCGGAGCUGAUCGGCUGACGGAGGAUGAUAUCCGAAAGGAUUUGGCAGCGCGCGAUCGUCUCCGACGAGAGGGAGCGUGGACGUAUGAGUUGAGCAAGGACAUGGCAUAG